Molecule: messenger RNA, 905 nt
Organism: Drosophila busckii
Lineage: Eukaryota; Metazoa; Arthropoda; Insecta; Diptera; Drosophilidae
Product: neurocalcin homolog
Exons: 3
Coding region: 122-787 (221 amino acids)
Molecular function (GO): calcium ion binding
Source: RefSeq, a predicted model, not a curated record
AAAAAAACAAAAAUAUUAAAAAAAAAAAACAAGCAAAAAAAACCCUAUACGAGAAGAAAGACUUUUAGUUGGUCUUUUAACACGCACACACACGUACAAGAAACAAAUUUGAGCAGUAAAUAUGAAGGACUUGGAUCUUACCCUUGACUAUAUGGAAAAUGCGAAAUUUAAUUAUAUUUACGGUCCUAUAUUAGCGCAUCUGGAAUCUCCCUUUACGGAAACUGAGCUGCUUUGCCUAUCUAUGAUCUAUCACAAAUUUGUGCUGGAAAAUGGACCACGAGCCAAGUACAUGACUAUGCUCCAGUUGAGCAGUAUAAUUGAACUCAUGUUCAAAGUGACAGAUCGGGAAUUAAACUCUAGUAUAGUGUCACGCAUUAGCUAUGAUCCAGAUUGUACAGAUCCCAAGUACUCGCACGAUCGACAUUGUAGUCUUCCGCGAUUUAUUAAAAUGUUUUCGAUUUACUUUUCCACAGAUCUGGAAAAGCGCAUGCAAUUUGUAUUUAGCAUUUAUGACGAAAGCGAUCGCGGCUACUUGGAUCGUGAGCAAGUUGUUAAAUUUGUGGAAAAAUUUUUUACUGGUGAAGACGAGGAUGAGGUCUUUGAACUACGCACUGAUAUGCUGGACCUACUUUUUUCCAAAUUCGAUUUAGACAAGGAUAUGUUCAUUUCAAUUGAAGAAUAUUGUGAAAUUGUACGUGCUGAACCAGCGCUGCUGGAAUUUCUCGGCCGAGUAUUCCCCACACAAACGGAAUUGGAAGUUGUUUCAGUGUGUGUUAAUCUCUUGUGAUUGCAAAUGCUCACGGUGAAUUGCCAAAUUCAUUGCACCAACUCACUUCUGGUAUUAUUCCUAUGUAAUGACUUUUGUUUUUCACCAUGGACAUUUCAAAGAAAUAAACUGUAAAAAA